AUGCCGGCCCCAGCAGUGUAUGUCCUUGCUAUCUUAGGGACUGUCGGUGCUGUUUUCGCAUUCAAGGAGUUCGUUUAUGAGCCGCACAUAGUUCCAGCCUUGGAGAGGUGGAAAGCCGAAUAUGACGCACGGCGAGAAGCGAGGAGGCGGAGGGGAGCGCCUAUUGAGGUGCCGAUGAGUGAGAGAAGACAUUCAGAGACGAACGACUCCCCCAACGAUGAAGACGACAGUGGUAACUCUGCCUCCGCAAGCGGCCCUAGCACUUGGAGAAGCGAGUUUAUGCGAAAUGGACUCCUUAGACGCCGGGGUGCUAGUGCGCAGCCUCCUGUGCAUGCUACUGGAAGAGACGUCGAGCUCGAGAGCCUCGUUGCACCCGAGGUCAGCGCGUGGAGGAAUGCAACUUCGAACGGUGCUGCUCAAGAUGUCGGGCAACGAAGCAGCGCAAAUCUACUGGAUCAGAGUAGCCAUUCAAUCGACGAGUCCAUCCACGCAAUUCCGUACCCCGCUCUGUCUCCCACCCAUGCACCUCAUCAUGUUCUGUUCGACUCUUCGAUGAACUCGCCUCUGAGCACGACUCCCUCCAGUCAUGCAAGUGGUUUGCCAUCCAUGCCUGCGUCGCCUGCCCCAGGCACGAUGUAUACCGGGACCCUUCCCUCCGGUACUAAUUCGGGAACUCCAGAAAGGAAUGCUUCAGAGGAACCACAACCACCGCAGCCUCACUUAACGCACCCGUCCGGACCAGAACCACAGGUUGAUUCUAGUCGUCGGGCUACGCCAUCUCCGCCACCAAUUUUCGUAUCGUCUGUUCCCCUCGUGCCAUCGCCACCACCAGCCAGGGUUCCAUCGCCUCUUACACCCCCACUUUCGACCUCCUCUUCUCUGCUUCCGUCUCCUCCAGCUCCCGCGCUUAUCGAGAGCGCCAACCAGCAGCAGGACGUGCUGUCGCCUUUGCAACUCAGCGUUUUACCACCUUCGCCUUCUAGUCGAGCUUCUAGUCCAAAUUUGACGCCUACUUCUCCUGAGGGACCUGUGUCUCCAAUCAGCUCACUCCCUGCACCAGUUCCUGUCCCGGCCACAUCCGACCUUCAAGGAUUCACGGAUAGCCAUGCAACCCCAACGGCAAACCAGUUCCAACACCCGUCGUACUCGAUCCAGCAACCAAUUCUCUCGCUGUCUCAGUCCUAUCCACAAGAGCUAGAUUACGAGCAAGGACUCGAGCUCCUCUCUCCACCUUCAUCACGCGCCGAGUCUCCUUUCUCGAUGGCAGAUUACAGCCCAGCAGCCAAUUUCCGCUCGUUCAGUCCUCUCGGCGUGAACACGAACGUAAGACCGGAAAGCAGUCUCAGCCCCCUGAGCUCCGUUUCGGCUUCCUCGGCCUUCUCUAGUGUCUUUUCCUCGCCUGAAAUGACCCACUCGCCGAUUAGGAUGGGAUUGGGUAACGAAAGCUUCGAUACGCUGUCGCCUGUAAUGCAGGCAAGGGCCUUCAGCGGCCUUGGAGCGGCAGACAGGGCUGUCACAUCGCCUUUUGCUGAUCCUGUCGACUCUCCACGCUCUCUCCGAGCUUCUGUCAGCCCGCAGCCCUCAUAUAGUCAAACGAGCUCUGCGCAGAGCACGACGUAUCUUUCGCUGAGUGGGUCAGACGACGAUGAAUCGGAGCUCUACGGACCGAAUACCCGCGCGGAUCAAUCGACGGAUCAAGGCCUCGGCUUGACACUGUUCCCGACAUCCGUCUCCGCGUCUACGCCGACUGCUUCGUCCGCUAUUCAGCCCAGGAGCCCCGGAGCUCAGACCCAAAUUCAGAAUCACCCGCAGAGUGAUAGCGAGUUCUCCGAUUUGGAUUUCCUGAGUGAUGUUGCUGGGACUGAGUCGGAGGCCGAAAGCGAGGAAGGAUGGAGCGUGGCUGGCUCGGAGCAAGGGCUGAAUCGAGCUUCGAAUGCUAAUGGAGCUGCUGCAUUGGAUAGGAAUGAGACGAUUAGAGCUCGUGGCGGAGCUUUUGGCUGGAGGAGGUAG
Molecule: messenger RNA, 2010 nt
Organism: Cyclocybe aegerita
Lineage: Eukaryota; Fungi; Basidiomycota; Agaricomycetes; Agaricales; Hemipholiotaceae
Source: the annotation of a GenBank genome assembly